Volvox carteri f. nagariensis is the source of this 2334-nucleotide messenger RNA. It is a transcript of the gene myoE, whose product is annotated as class XI myosin MyoE. NCBI's taxonomy places the organism in Eukaryota, Viridiplantae, Chlorophyta, Chlorophyceae, Chlamydomonadales, Volvocaceae. Bases 1 to 2334 code for a protein of 777 amino acids. The record is from RefSeq and is a predicted model, not a curated record. The transcript is spliced from 8 exons.
AUGCCGGCCUGGGUGUCAGCACCUUGGCGCAAGCCUCCCAUGCACUGCAAGAGAAUCAACAGCGCAUUGAAGAAGCCGAAGCUCAUCUACAGGUGCUGUUUGCGGUGGGGUUGCUUUACCGGGGACUCCCAAGCGAGCGCCAUCCUGGACAACCUGAGUGCCCUGCUACUGGCCGCCACGGACGAGGACGCCAUUCUUGCGCGCACCACGGCCUUGGCCAGGGCGCGAGUAGCGGGGACGGGAACCAGCAGCGGUGGAGGCGGGGAGGAGGGACGCUCCGGAACCAUUUUGCCGUCGGUUUCGGAGGAGGAGGGAGCGCAGGUGGAACAGGUGGCGGUUGCAGCGGCCACGCGGGAGGUGGCAUACUGGCUGGCGGUCACCUCCGUUCUAUUGGCGCUGAUAGAUCCGCACCUGCCCGUCACCUGCCUGUCGAGGACAGCACCAGGGGCCGCGGCGGCCGACGGCGGCGCAGGGAUUCACUUGCCCGCCCCGCUGGCGGUGGUGGCGGGCGACGCGCGGGCGUCCAUGGCCCGGGCCGCCAGCGCCGCUGCCGCCAAAGUUCAGGAGCUUCAGAAGCGAAUGGGCAACACCAUCAGCGGCAUGCAACUUUUGGGAAAGAAUCUCCUCAUGCGGAGGCGGGGUAAGGGAGGCGAGGGCGGCGCUGCGGCGCAACAGCCCUCGGGCGCUGUGAAGCCGGAGGGCGGUGACGUGGGUCAUCUUGAGCAGGUUUUGGAGCAAGGAGCAGGGACGCAGGAACCGGAGGCCGCCGCGGCCGCAGGGGAGGUGCAUGUCGAGACCUCCCCCUCGACCAUCACCAUCAACGUCUCAGAAGGACCGGGGUCGCUGCCGCCUAUGCCGGCCGGAAGUACCAGCACCAUCAGAAGCUCCAGUCCGAGCGCCGGGGCCAUGGAGCCCGCUGCGGGGCUGUCGGUCCGCUCGUCGUCUCCGGCGCCACCGCCCGUCACCGCCAGCGCUGCGUUGCAUCCCGUCCAGGUGACCUUCCGCCAGCAGCUGGAUUUCCUGGUGCAGAAAGCGUACGUGCAAAUGCGCGAUUCGCUCAAGCGCCACGUCAGUGCCGUACUGCCGGGUUGCGUGCAACAGCCCGUGUUGCCAAGCUCUCCAUGGAACAGUCCAGCGAGGCGGGAGGGUCACCUGUCGGGCAGUGGUGCGACCGAGCAGCAGGAGGGCGCCGCCGGCGGCACUCGACCAUCGUCAGGUCAACCUGCUGCAGCUGAAGGCGGUUCUAUGAGCGGCAGCGGCGGUGGGGUCGCGUUGUCCUCCACUUCCCAUGGCUCCCAGGGCUCCUCCCCGCAGCAGCCCUGGCUGGACCUCAUCUCGGUGCUGUCCAGCCACCUGGCGCUGCUGCGGGAGGCCCACGUGCCGAGAAUACUGAUCCGCUGUCUCUACAAGCAGGUGGUGGUGGGCAUGGGGGAUGGGACUGUGACCUUCGUGGAUGUCCAGCUGUUCAAUCAGCUGCUGCUCCGUCCCGAGUGCUGCUCCACUUCCAAUGCGCGCUACCUUGUGGAGGGGCUGCAGCUGCUGGACACCUGGCUGACGGGGUGUAGGGCAACGGCGCAGUCCGGGGCAGCUGCGGCGGCAGCGGGUGCUGCAGCGGGGCGAGGACAGGAGGCUCCUGGCCAGGGUCACCUGCCAGGCCGUGCGGGGACAGGCCCGGUGGUGGUGGCGGCUGGUGAGGAGCUGGCGAUGUUGGUGGAAGACCUGCGGCACAUUCGGCAGGCUGCCCACUUCCUUAUACUGGCCAACAAGGGCGCCCUUCGCCUGGACGACUUCAUCACCAUGUGUCCUGCACUGAAUGUACAGCAGCUGUACCGCUUGGCCACCACCUUCUGGGAUGACUCUCCGCCACCGCUACCGCCGCCAGCAGCAACCGCACAGUCCGCGGUGCUGCUGGCGGCGACGGAGGCGGACGCUGGCGGAGGCGGACCUGCGGCGGAGGCCGCCGUGAAUGGUGCGGACGCCACGAGCGGUGAAGGUGAGCAGGACGUUGUGGAGGGUGGAGGGGCUGCGGUCCUUGAGGAGAUGAAGCGGCGCCACUCGGUGGCCAACAACGGCGGCCUCAUCGUGACGUUCCUGCUGGACGAGGACAGCGUGCCGCUCAUCGUACAGGGCACCGGCGGUGGCGGCGGUGGGGGCGGUGUGGUGGCGAGGCAGCUGUUGCAGGUCAUCAACGAACCGCGGUUGCACGAGGGCCUGACGGAGGGGCUGCCACCGGCGCUACGGAGUGAGGACUGUCCUCCGCAAGCGUUUGCAUUCAUGAUUGACGACGGGGGAGCCACGAGCGCGAGCUCGGCAGGCGGGGCUAGCAACGCGUAG